UCCACCUCCAUCGCCCGUCGCCUCAGCCAAGAUGGCCCUCUCAUCAGUUUUCAGGAGAGUAAACAUCAAAGAACUGAUCUCAAAUGUUCCAGUGUACACUAGCUCAACAGAGACAUCUGGAGGAAUGAGCUUGGUGUUUAGGCGUUGGGCCACAAAAAAGACUGCUGGGUCAACGAAAAAUGGCCGCGACUCUAACCCCAAGUAUCUGGGUGUUAAGAAAUUUGGUGGAGAGAAAGUGGAACCAGGAAACAUCAUCGUACGACAAAGAGGAACCCGCUUCCAUCCUGGGAACUAUGUUGGCAUGGGGAAGGAUCACACUAUCUUCUCUCUGAAGGAAGGCCAUGUGCGGUUCGAGCGGAAUAAGCUGACUGGCAGGAAAUGGAUUCAUGUUGAACCUGUAGCUGGGCACACUCUCCACCCUGUUUACGCCAAUGGUUCAGCCACUGCAGCUGACAUGGAGCUACUGUAGUGUUGAUGUGUGCGUGGGUUGCAGUGACAAGUUGCUGAUAGCCUACUGGGCAUGGCUCUGCUGUUUUGCUCCGACAUGGAUACCUUCCAUAAAUCAACUUGUUCUAGUGAAAAUGUUUCUGGGCUAGGAUGAUUGCAAUAAGUAACUUCAGUGUGUUUCUGAUGUCAUUUUAAGUAUCCAUUCUGCACGAGACAUUGAAGGUUCACUUGUGUAA
This is a messenger RNA of Aegilops tauschii subsp. strangulata, 683 nucleotides long. Lineage: Eukaryota; Viridiplantae; Streptophyta; Magnoliopsida; Poales; Poaceae. The record is from RefSeq and is a predicted model, not a curated record.